GUCAGCCAUCUUGCUAGCAGUAUUUCGGCGCUCGGCCAUUUUUGUUGCGUCGACGUCAAGUGUGGCCAGAGGCCUUUCAUAGUAGUCAGUCUUCGAAUUUCCUUUGCAUCGAAGUAGCGACAAGCGGACACUGUAAUUAUAACAACUUGACUUAAUUGACAAGUUUCCUUCGUAGAUCAGCAAGGAGCGGAAGGAGAGAGGAAAGUAGCGAACAAUUAAAAUUUUUUGCUUGGUGAUUGUCUAGGCGAGAAACAGCUAAAGAGAUUCUGCGGCAGAGCCACGAAAAAUACGCACCGAGGCGGAGUAAUAUGAGUAAUGCAGCCAACCAGAAUGGAUCAGGUCUAGAGCAGCAGUUAGCUGGUCUGGACUUGUCAGGCUCCCGCCAACCAAGUGGGGGCCGUUACAUACCACCACACCUAAGAAAUAAAUCUGGAAGUAACGGACCUUCUGCAGGAGAUCAACAUUCUUCCUCUUCGAGAUCAUAUUCUGAGAGAGAUAGAGGAGGCGGUGAACGUGAUCGCGAGAGGGAAAGAGACAGGGGCAGAGGUGGAUCAUCAAGCUAUAGAGAUUCACGAAGUUCUCGUGAUGUUGACUUCGGCAACUUUGGGAACUAUGGUGGACGUAACAGACGAAGUGCAGCCGAAGAAAAUGGAAGAGAUUAUAGAUACCCCAAUUCCGAGCGCGAUCGACCUCGUGAUCGCCCGAUUAGCUCCGGCAAUGAUCGUUGGCCAGAGCCUAGGAAUAACCGUUGGCCAGAGACAAGACAAAACGAUCAUAGAUCAGGAGGUAGCGGCGGUGCUGUUAGGUGGAAGGAAAUUGACUGGACGAUUCCUACUUCCAGAGAUGAGCGAUUGGAGGUGGAAUUAUUUGGCACUGGUAAUACUGGUAUUAACUUUAGUAAAUAUGAGGAUAUCCCAGUUGAGGCUACUGGAGACAAUAUACCUCCACACAUCACAUCUUUCGACGAGGUUCAGCUGACGGAGAUAAUAAAGAACAGCAUUGGUUUGGCUGGUUAUGAUAAGCCUACACCCGUGCAGAAGUAUGCGAUACCGAUCAUCAUUGGACGUCGUGAUGUUAUGGCCUGUGCCCAAACAGGGUCUGGUAAAACAGCGGCUUUUUUAGUGCCAAUAUUGAAUCAGAUUUAUGAAAGUGGGCCACGUCCACCGCCACCACAUGUCAAUUCUUCUGGCAAGCGUAAACAGUAUCCACUAGGUCUAGUAUUAGCACCUACAAGAGAGCUUGCCACUCAAAUAUAUGACGAAGCAAGGAAAUUUGCAUACAGAUCACGUAUGCGCCCUGCUGUUGUAUAUGGUGGUUCCAAUAUUGUAGACCAAAUGCGAGAAUUAGAUCGUGGCUGCCAUCUUCUUGUAGCAACACCUGGCCGUCUCGUAGACAUGUUGUGCCGGGGUAAAAUUGGUUUACAUAAUUGUCGAUAUUUAGUAUUGGAUGAAGCAGAUCGUAUGUUGGAUAUGGGUUUUGAACCACAAAUACGACGUAUAGUCCAAGAAGAUACAAUGCCUCCAACUGGGGAGAGACAAACACUUAUGUUCUCAGCUACGUUUCCCAAGGAGAUACAGAUGUUGGCAAGGGAUUUCCUUAGCAAUUAUAUCUUCUUAGCUGUAGGCCGUGUAGGCUCUACAUCUGAAAAUAUUACUCAGAAAAUUGUGUGGGUGGAAGAACAUGAUAAACGUUCAUAUUUGCUUGAUUUGCUUCAAGCUAGCAACUUAUCAGAUCCUUCUACUGAAUCAUUAACGCUCGUUUUCGUGGAGACAAAGAAGGGUGCAGAUAUGUUAGAAGAGUAUUUACACUCAAUGGGAUAUCCGGUUACCAGUAUUCAUGGUGAUCGCACUCAACGUGAACGAGAAGAUGCUUUGCGUCGUUUCCGUGCUGGUAAAACGCCAAUACUUGUUGCAACUGCUGUUGCUGCCCGUGGUCUCGAUAUUCCGCAUGUAAAACAUGUAAUUAAUUUCGAUUUACCGGGCGACGUGGAAGAGUACGUCCACAGAAUUGGUCGUACUGGUCGCAUGGGCAAUUUAGGUCUAGCAACCUCAUUUUUCAACAGUAAGAAUCAGAACUUGGUGCGUGAUUUGGUGUCUUUAUUGAUUGAGGCUAACCAAGAACUCCCACCAUGGCUGGACGAUUUGUUCAGCGAAGUAAGGUAUUCUGGAGGUGGAUCUCGACGUGCUGGUGGCAGUACUAAAGGGCGAUUUAGCGGUGGGUUCGGUGCAAGAGAUUACCGUCAACAACCCAGCUCUGGACCCGUUCGUAAUAACGGUUCCUCUAACAGACCUGGUGGUUAUGGAGGUAACUACGGAGGUUAUGGCGGGAAUUAUAAUAAUUCAUCGCAUAAUAAUUCUGCUAACAACGGAAGCAGCAAUGGCACCGAUUGGUGGGGGGAGCAUUAACAACCGAGACGACGAGUUUGGACAGUGACGCGCGAAGGAAGGCAGUGAUCUCGUUUCGAAAACAUUCAUGGAGGGAUAUAUGAGGAUUUGUCAGGCGCUAGACAAAGAUAUGUAAGAUCCAUCCAAAGUUUCGUUGCCGUGCGUGUUGAGGAACACAAGUAGUCUAAAUCACUAAUGAAUCGAAUCGUUAUUGCCUAGACGGGAUAUAACGAUAAAACACAUAGUAGGUGGAGGAACUUAGUAAAAUUUUUUAGAACUCCUGUCGAGACUAUGGGGCUCGUUGUAGCUCCAUUAUUUAAAUUUUUUGAAGGAUGUUAUGUGCGUAUCUUCGAGAAUUAUGGCGUCUAACAGAGAAAUUAAUAUAGCUUUAAAUGCACAAGUGCUUUAGUACUCCCGCCUGAAUGGCCAGUAACUUGUGUAGUUUGAUUUAAACUGACGGCGCCAUCUUUUUUUGUUUUCUCCUUUUUGUUUUGUUAGUUUCUUUUUCUUUAUUAUUAUUAUUUUUUUUAAUGUAACGCACUUAUAAACUUGACUAGGCGCCUAGGAUACGUCAUAUCAUCGCCAUCGCCAUAGAAUUCGUGACGAUUCCUGUUUUAAAUUUACUGUAAUCCAGCGACGAAUGGUACUUUGUUGUUUUGCCGUCCCCAGAUACAGACGACGUUGCGCCGGCAAUAUCAUGGUUUUAUCGACUGAAUUGCGGUGAAAUAUUCCACUAGUCGAAAGCUUUGAUAUUACGAAAAGGACACAGGCUGCGUCUUAGGAUUACUUUUAGAAAUCUACGUUUGUAUUUCUGUCUCGCGUCCUCUUAAACCGAUAAGUAAGUUUCAUAACAGGAACACUGUAAACUAAUUGCUCAUUUUAAUCUAACUUAAUUAAAAGUGUCGUUUUAUUUAAAAUUUUGGUCGCUGUAUCUAGAGAAUAGGCUGUAACGUUUCAGCAAGCGCGUCAGGUAUAUAAUUCGUUGUACCUGAAUUUUUAAUGUACUCUAAUUAGAAUUUCUAAACGUAACAAAGACGUUGUCCUGUAAAAAUGGUAUGAUGGUGCGUUAUAAAAAUGAAAAAAAAUGAAUCUUAGGUCGCAGUUACUGGGUGCGAGUGCUCUGGAACGAAAGCAUGAUAUUGUGAACGGAAGAUAACGUUAAACGGGUAAAAAAAUGAAUACGGUUGCAGUUACAGAAGGGAAAACUUCAAAAAAGAACGAAAGAGCAAACCAUACGUGCACUGUUAGAAGUUGGUUCAAUUUUGUGGAGAAAAAUGAAAGAACAAACGAACAAACGAAAGAAAGAAAGAAAAAUAACGAUGAGAAUUAUACAAAGAAGCAAGCCCUUUGAAACAAGAAGGCGAAAGGCGCACUCAUAUUUUAUAACUGUAUUUAUCAGUACGCUAUAUAUAGAUAUAUAUACAUACUAAGUAAUAUUCGUAAAUACAUAAACAUUAAAAUAAUUGAAAAACGACUGUGAUAUUGAACGAUCUUGUGACAUUCAAUUUCCACGCGAAUUGAUAAAUAUGAACAAUUUAACGAAAUACAAAUGCUAAAUGUAUUAAUUAAUUGGUAUUGAAUGUCAGGGAAAGCAUAGAAGCUCAGUUUUGUUUGAGCUGUGAAAAAAUGGGAAUAUUAAGUCGUUAAAUACAUGAAGAAACCACGUGGCUGUUGUCCGAUCGGGGAGGGCUGAACGCUCGGCUCUUAAGUCCUGAAAACACGUUUUUUGGGGCAUUGUUUCUACUUAAAAGAAAAAAGAAAUGAAUGAAAGAAAGAAGGAAAAGAAAAGAAAGAAAAAGAAGAAGAAAACGAAAUGAAAUGAUUAAAAAAAAAUGUGUAACGCGCAUCAAUGGUAGAUGAUGAACGGCGGAACGCGUCAUUACUGGAUGAUGAUGUUGGUAGGGCUUUAUAGAAUAUCGAUAUCUUUUGUGCAAACGUCGGAUUCUUACCUAAACCUAUGUGAGAAAAAGUACAAAUUCGAUUUGCGUGACAACUGACAGGAUUUUUAGACAUGUCAUAACUUAUACCUGUUAUAUUAAUAGAUUUAUAGUGCAAUCGCGUGCGUGAAUCGUAUGCCGUGUGACCGUGGACCAAGGUGUGAAUGCCUCCUUGCGAUAUAAGGGGGAGGAAAAUAAUUAUUUCAACUAGAACAUUUCAAAUAGUGUUACGAGUAAAUAUUGUUGGCUUCCGAACCAUAUGGUGUGUGUGGUUUUCAAAUUCUCUAUAAUAUGAUUUCAUCGUCGAGUUCAUCUGUCAACUCGGAGGCCCUGCCAAGAACAUUACAAGAACCCACAGUGAAGAGUGACGAUCGAUCAUUUUUUCGUUUAUAUAGUGUACAACUCUAUUUACGGCAACGCAGAUAUCUUCAGUUGGACGAUCGAGUUUGUCGAGAAAAAUAGUAGAUCUUGCCGUAAUAGUACUACUACUACUACUAUUACUACUACUACUAUUACUACUACUACUACUACUACUACUACUACUAUUGCUACUAUUAUUACUACUACUACUAUUAUUAUUAGUAUCAUUAUUGCUAUAAUAUUAUUCUUAGUUAACGAUUAUUACUGUUACAUUAUUCGUUUUCUCAACAACGUCUACGUCGGUUUCGUAGGUGGUACUACCGUGUACGCGCAAGCUUUUUCAGAAACAGCUUUGCUGUUUGCGUUUGUGUUAUUUUACACUGCGAUAGAAAGAGAACGAGUAUAACGGUGGCUAUUGGACAUUAUUAUCCUGAAUAAUUAUAUAUAUAUAUAUGUAUAUAUGUAUAUAUACAUACAUAUCUCAUGAUGUAUUUCAUAUAUGUAUUUUAUAUAUACAUAAAUAUUUAAUAUGUAUAUUUUUUCCGUUAUUUAAAAAAUUAUAAUCGUUCAUGUAAUUGAAUACGAACAGCUACACUUGUACCCGUACAUGCACAUAUUAUAAAAACAUUCGUAAUGAAAAUUCUGGAUUCUACUGUCCAAUCGUUCGCCGAUGCAACGAAUACAUAUGACGCGUCGAUGUAAGUUAUUAGUCCUGUGCAGUUGGAAGUAAUAUGUUUAUUUACGAGUAAUAUGGUGGACAGAGAUCAUGCAAGUAACGUCAACUCGCAAAUACGCAAAAAUAUUUUUAUACUUAUUUCUCUCCUAGUUAUAACAAUAUUUUUAUAUAUGCAACAGUGUUGGUCGUCGAGCGGUCAAGGUGUACUAUUGAGUUCAUGUAUUUUUUGUCUAUUCUCUUUUUUUUUAAUUUAUAUUUUUCCAUAUCGCGAACAAACCGUCGAUCGAAUUUAAAAGGUUCAAUUGUCGGUGUGAUUUUGAUCGCGAAAAUCAGGAUUAUUGACAAGUUAAAAUUUACGUGAUAAUCGGAUGUCCACCGUUUCCGUAACCGGUAUACGUAUACAAAUUCAAGUACGGCAUUAUAAUUUAGAUGGUAUUAGCAUCUUUAGAGAAGAUAGGAGAACGAUGUAAUAAACGAAACUAUUAUUUAUUAACGUUUUAAGUAUUUAUUAUAGUUUUUUUCUCUCUUUCUGUUAUUUCUCUCGGAAGGACAGUGGUCGCGUAUUUGUACCGUACACAAAGUACCUUUAACAAUUGUUUGGUCCUCUAAAGUAUAUCGGACGAGCAGCCUUAAUAAACACUUACGGAUCUACACAAAGCGGAACGAUUAGAAAGAAACGAUACAAAAUAAAAGGAAGAAAAAGAAAGAAAAAAGAAAUCAAUCAUAGUGCGAAACGAGAUAAAAAGACCGUGAGAGGGGCUAUGUACGAAAAGUGAAUAGUGUUACACGUCCCGUGUAAUGUGAAAAAUAAGAAAAACAUUUGAGAAAGAAAGAAAAUGGUGGCGUUUAACUGUGACUGCAAUCAUUACUACUACAAGCAAAGAAUGCGCAAUUAUUGAAGCACACAUACACACAAGAUAGAAACAUUUAAUUGUAAAUCCAUUGUAUUUAUCACGUACGCAUCACGCAACAGUGUUGGGAGAGAGACGGCGUGCCACGCGUAAAUAGCGUCGCUGAAAACACUAUUGUUGUCGCGUGCUGUAUAGAUAAUAGUUUCCUUUACCAUUUCCUUUUUUUGUAUUGUAUAUGUUUACGCAUGCUCGAUUAUUCGAAUGUUCGUGCGUGUUCGAUUUGCUCUCGAGUUUUGUAAGGAAAGGGAUAAAAUAUAAAGGAUAAUGGAAAACGAGGGGCGGGGGUGAAAAAAGAUUUUUACGCGCUUGUUGUAUGUCUACUCGAGCAGUUUUUUUUCUUUGUUCAGUGCGUGAAGGUAAACGAAGCUAUAUAAUACUCAGAAACACAAAUGAGUGGAAAGAAAAACGAGGUUGAGUGAAAUUUGAUGUAUGCGCGCGAAUGGAGAAGGCGAUGGAAACGGUCGAAACGAGAGAAAAGAUGAUGGUAAAAGAGCACACGCGUUAGGGAAUGGCGGUAACGAGAAAUUCGUUAGGCGAAACAAGGCGGGAUGGCAAACGAAAAUGAAUGUCUUCGAACUUUUACGAAUGUUAUUUCGUGUCGAGUUAAUAGGCGUCGCUUGUUGAAUCGAGUAACGCGAUGAUGACGCGCGUUGGAAAAAUGAAGUAAGUGAAUGAAACUUCAAUGGAAGCGUGUCGCGCAAUAUUGUCACGCUUCCGACAACGAGUCUCGGUGGUUGUGUUCAUAUUAUUUCCACGGCCAGUGAUGCUCGUGUGUCAUUCAAUUGUAACUAAUGAUACCGCUAUACAUAUAUAAAUAUAUAUAUAUAUAUAUUUGUAUUUAUACAUAUCUAUAUAUAUGUACAUAUAUAUGUGUGUGUAUAUAUAUGUAUAAAUAUAUAAAUAUAUAUAUAUUGUGCGUUUCACUCGGAACAGCGAGCAAAAUGUCAAGAGUGUGAAAAGAAGAAGAAGAAGAAGAUGAUGAUGAUGAAGAAAAGUAAAGAAACGGAACGGUGAACGUACCAUUCUGUCGGUCUCUUAUUAGUAAUUGCACAUUUACACGCUACAUUAGGUGAACUGAGAAAAAAAUAUGAGAAGUAGGAAACAAAAAUCUGCAAACAACUGUACGUCGUACGGCUAUUGAAUGAAAUAAUAAAAAUAAAGUGUCUGAAAUUGAACAAAAAUAAAGGAACUCAACUUGAAACCUUAUGCAAUGUAUGGUGUAUACAUACGUGUAUAAAUAUGUAUGCAUAAACAUACAUAUAUGUAUGUAUACAUAUUUAUAUAGAUAUGUAUGCACAUUCGAUAUGUAUACAGUCGUUCACUAGCAAUAAGUUACGAUCGCGUUGCAGAAAGCAUGUGCAUCUCGUGCUGAGAUGAAAGAGCACGUGUAUUUCGUGAAGAAUGAUGUAGAGUGUCAAUAUUGUUACAAAUACCUCAUAAGAGACGAUGGAUCACGUGUAUUAUUUACAUGUUCAUUCAUUUAGUGAUUCAUUCGUUUAUUUAUAGUAUUAUGCAAAAAUGACAGGAGGAUUCUAUAAAAUGAACCAUCAAAUAAACAAGGAAAAAAAGAUUAUGCGAUGUAGAGUCUUUUUUAUAUGUACACGCUUUUCUACCCCGUGAUUUACAUUGAAAUUGAUGAAUCGCUUUACCUUUUACCGAAACACGUAUUUCAAACGAAAUAGUUUGUAUACACAGUUAUUUUAUUUUGCUUCGUCGUGUGAGUAUAUUCGAAUCAGAGGGUAGGUAUUCUUUAUUUUUCGGGUUGUUCUUGCAACAAUUGCAUAAUCUUUUGUGCUGGGUGAAUUUAAAUCUGUGUGAUUUCAAUAUAUACGUUCUUUUAUGUUGUAUAUUUUUCUGUAUUCUACAUGCCAUCGGUGGUAGAAUCAUAAUGCAGCUUUUAUCUGGUAGACAAAAAUAUUUAUUAAAGUAUUUUGGACAGUUACCAAAUGCAUGUAUAUCAAUAAAAACACAAAUUCUAAAUCAACUUUCCAAAAAGUUUGUGUAGAAGAUAUUUUCCAUAUUUUAACGAUAAUUUUUAAUUGUCAGG
Molecule: messenger RNA, 8315 nt
Organism: Nomia melanderi (Alkali bee)
Lineage: Eukaryota; Metazoa; Arthropoda; Insecta; Hymenoptera; Halictidae
Gene: bel
Product: ATP-dependent RNA helicase bel
Molecular function (GO): RNA helicase activity; ATP binding; nucleic acid binding
Source: RefSeq, a predicted model, not a curated record